GUGCAUGCAACUUAUACCAAAAAUUUGUGGGUAGAAUUUUACUUGCGUCUUUUUUUUUUAUCGUUCCCAAAGGAUAGACUUCAAAGGCUUCCACAAGUUAUAGUUGCAGCGGAAAAAGUCAUACAAAUGAUAGAUUUUGUUGAGUUGUCCAGUUAUUACGGUAUGAAGACCGACACUCGGCCAGACGCCAUUAUCAUCAAGAGUGAGAAAGACAGCCAAAAAGCUACAUUAAUAGACGCUUUGUGUCGUAAGGGAAUAGCUCUAGCUGACAGGAUACUGGAAAAAUCUUCAGAUAGUAAGGAAACCACAGACGAUGGAGAUGCAAGUAGUUCGGAUGACCAGGCGGAGACAGAGGAAGCAAUCUAUGAAAGACUUGAUGAGACUUUCAAGGAACUUGUUAAGUGGAUUGACGCAUCAGACCCUAAGGUUCUGCCGUUUUACAUUCGCCGCGCGCAGGCAAUGAAGCUCUACGGCCUUGCCCUGAAGGCUUCAAUGAAACAAAAUGGCGAUGGCACGCCUAACAGGGUAAACGAUGACAGGAACAUCCUGUUGUUCGAGAAGCUUGGCUGGGAACAUUGUGCGCGACUCACCAGAGAGAGUCUUCCGGUGAAGUAUCCUGCCUCCUAUCAGCCGUUUUAAUGAACACUUUUGCUGUAGCUUUUAUAUCGCUGUUUCAUUUUGACAGGUUUAACUGAAUUAAAUGCACGCGGGCACGUGUAGCACGAAAAGUACUAAAUUUACUUACAUGAUGCACUUCUUUGUAUAUGGACAGUGCUGUUUAGACCUUUAACUCUUGUUCUCAGAUCAAAAUAUCAAUGAAUAAGUUGCCAGUUAUCGAAUCCUUGUGUAUGCGCAAAGAUUUCAGGAAUCGCCACGGGGCAAACAUUGGUAGUUGCUAGAAAGAAAUAUAUGGCGAUAGGUCUUUUCGACUUCCGAAAAAAAAAACCAUUUUGGAGAGAGAGCAACGCUUUUCCGCCGCAUUUUCAUCACGCGCAAAUACAAGGAUCCGAUUACUGGCAACUCAUUCAUUCUCUGUACUGUCUGCCAUACUUUUUUUACUAUUUAAGAAAAGAGAAUUUUGUUUUCAAUCAAUCCGUGUUACGUGGUUGAUAUGUCUGUGCUCUUAUCACUUUUCUACCUGGAAGUAUAGUUUAAUUUGAAGGAGAUAUAACAUAUUGUUCUUUCCUGUGAAAAGGUUAAGUACGCAAUUUUCAAAUGUUGCCAAGGAUAUGUAAAACUGCUUGAUGAACAGAUCGAUUCAAAAAUGAAUCUAAUAAAAAAACACGCUGUUGUCA
Molecule: messenger RNA, 1295 nt
Organism: Pocillopora damicornis (cauliflower coral)
Lineage: Eukaryota; Metazoa; Cnidaria; Anthozoa; Scleractinia; Pocilloporidae
Product: tripeptidyl-peptidase 2
Biological process (GO): proteolysis
Cellular component (GO): cytosol
Molecular function (GO): serine-type endopeptidase activity; tripeptidyl-peptidase activity
Source: RefSeq, a predicted model, not a curated record